Mya arenaria is the source of this 601-nucleotide messenger RNA. RefSeq lists its product as uncharacterized. The coding region runs from base 48 to 473 and encodes 141 amino acids. The record is from RefSeq and is a predicted model, not a curated record. NCBI's taxonomy places the organism in Eukaryota, Metazoa, Mollusca, Bivalvia, Myida, Myidae. The transcript has 4 exons.
UAAUAAAACACAGUGGCCAGUUAUCAGUGUAGCAGCCAUUAGCCACCAUGUCGUUAGUGUCAGUCACCCUACUGGUAGUGCUCGUUACAAUAAGUGCCCAUGUGCACGAUUCGUUGCCAGAUCGGGAAUGUCCAGGGGUGCCGGAGAAGUUUGCGCACAUUCAAGAGCAAUAUGAGAAGACCAUCGCAAAUGUUGAUGACAACAGCAAUGCGCUAUGUCCCUGGGAAACUGCGUACAACACUGACUACUACCGCGUCCCCUGCAGAAUACAAUAUGCAGUGUGCGUAACUCGGCACACCUGCAACUUUACAUUCGAGAAUCCAGUGCGUCCGGGGAUCAUCAACCGCUUACGGGCUGAGACUAAGUGUACAGAAGUAUACAGAAGCUUCCGGGUGGUAUAUCACUAUGACGACUUUUUCCCAUGGGAGACGACAGAGGAUUUCGCAGUAGCCUGUAUCUGCGAAAAAAGAUGAUCAUGCAGAUAAAUACAGAACAGACCACUGAAAGUGCUGAUACAUGUUCAUCAAUAAAUAACAUUUGUUUUAAUAUUUUUGUUGCAUUUUAGUAUUUUGACAUGUUCAUCAAUAAAUAGCAAACUUUA